UGAAAUAUAUAUAUAUAUCUAUAUAUAUAUAUAUAUAGCUAGGAAUAAUGAAUCAGCUCACCUGCCCUUCACUCCAAUGUCUUUUUUUUAUUUGGCUUAAUUAAUCAUAACAGUUUACUUUCCUCCACCUAAUCUCAUGAGUGUAUAUAUUUAUAUAUGCAUUUCUUCUUUUCUUUUCAUAAUUCUUGUUUUUUAAUACUGCAUAUUUGUGUACCAACAAAUCCAUUUAAUUUUUUUUUCCAAUUAUAAUUAUACAAGCACCACACCCACUCCAUAUCUUGUGGUGGGUCAUCUGCUUUUAUUCACUCAAUAAUUCUAUUUUGGCAUUAUGGACAGAUUUUUUUUUUCUCUUAUUUUCUUUAGAUUUUUACAAUUUAAAGUUUUUAUUAGUGCAUUAAUUUAAGAAGCAGAAAACAAAAACUUUCUUUCUAGAAAUACAACCAUUUGUUGAAAUGCCCAUUUGGCCUUUUGACUCUGUUAAGACCACUGUAUCAGAAAGAAAAGCUUUUGUUUCUAAAAAAGAAAAUUAUUAUUAUGAUGAUGAUGAUGAGGCCUGAGAAUAACCGCUCUUCCUCUUCCUCUUCCUCUUGUUCUUCCAAUAUUGGCUUUCUUAAAAAUGUACUCAACAUGUCACCAAGGCUGUCUUCCUUCUUUAAUCACCCACCUUUGGAUACCAUUUCAUCAUCUUCCCUGGCUACACCUAAGUCAUCUACAGCGGAACUGGAGAAGGAAAUAAGCAUACUUGAGCUUCAGAUUUUGAACUUGGAACGCCAUCUUCUGUCUCUUUACCGGGCAGCCUUUGAUGACAAAGUCUCAACCUUGUCAAAUACUCCAACUAGUAGUACUUGUAGUACUAGAGCUACCCCUGCACCUGGUGCUUGGACAACAAGCCCAUGUAAUCAGAGCAAUCUCAAUAACCAAAAAGCCACACCUACUAAAAGGGACCAUAAAGUUUCAGGACACCGCAGCCUAGCUGAUCACCUUGGCGGUUCUUGCCUUAGUGCUGCUCCUGAUAGACUUUCCCAAGACAUAGUGAGAUGCAUCUCUUCCAUUUACUGCAAACUGGUCACUCCUACUUCUUCUACUCGGCCUCAAGCCCCGGCUAUGGCUGUGUUGUCUGCCUCAUAUUCCUCAUCCUCCUCCACCUCCUCCACAUUGUUUUCUUCCAAAAGUGGUUGUGAUAGUUGGAGUCCACGACGUCACACAGAGUUGAUGAAUGUAGGUGGAGGACCUUAUGCUUCCAUGAUACAAGUUCUCAAGAUUCGAUUAGAAAACGAUAGUACUUUUAGCUUUGUUUCUAAAAUGUUACAAAAUUUCAGGUCAUUGCUUAAACAUCUUGAGAUGGUUGACCCGAAAAAGAUGAAGCGCGAGGAGAAGCUUGCGUUCUGGAUCAAUAUUCAUAAUGCUCUAGUGAUGCAUGCACACUUGGCUUAUGGGAGUAGCAACCGUGUUAAAAAUUCUUCGGUAUUAAAGGCUGCAUACAAUGUAGGGGGACAUUGCAUAAAUGCUUAUGUGAUACAGAGUUCUAUUUUGGGAAUUCGACCGCAUAACUCGGCUCCAUGGCUACAGACACUGUUUCCAGGAAGAAAAUUGAAGAGUACACGAGGGACAAGACAUGAUUACGCCUUGGAUUACCCGGAACCACUGGUUCAUUUUGCACUCUCUUCAGGAGAUUACUUUGAUCCUGCGGUUCGAGCAUACAAGGCAAAGAGUAUAUUUGGGGAUCUGAAAGUAGCAAAGAAAGAGUUCAUAGAAGCAAGGGUGGAGUUUGAAAUUAGGCAAGGAGAGAAGGAAACAAAGGUGUUGGCGCCGAGAGUGUUGGAGCUGUUUGGGAAGGACAUGUCUCUGAGCGCGGAAGGGUUGUUGGAAGUGAUCCUUGAAAGCGUGGCAGAUGUCCAAAAACCAAAAUGCACCAGCAACUCAACUUUUUAUCUGCAUUCGCUACCAUUACCACCGCACAACUCAACUUUUCGUUAUCUUAUUCAUCCUGAUUUGGCCACCAAUGGAAUAUGCCAUUGAUUAUUCAUUCAUGAUUUUGUACAUAUGGACAUAGACAUGGACAUAAACAUACUCUUUUACAUUCUAUAACACUAAGAGUCAACAAAACAAUGUAUCAUCUAAAUUAAUUUUUUUAAAAAAAAAAUGUUGAAUCUUAUUUU
Molecule: messenger RNA, 2159 nt
Organism: Cannabis sativa
Lineage: Eukaryota; Viridiplantae; Streptophyta; Magnoliopsida; Rosales; Cannabaceae
Exons: 9
Coding region: 535-2019 (494 amino acids)
Source: RefSeq, a predicted model, not a curated record